CUCAGCUAUCUCACAAGCCUAAAUCUCUCUUUCAAUAGACUCUAUGGACAAAUCCCAGAGAGCGGUGUCUUCUCAAACAUGACACUACAAUCAUUGGAAGGGAAUACCGCACUAUGUGGCCUUCCACGCCUUGGGUUCCUACACUGCCCAGAUGACGAAUUCAACCAUCGCCACCGGUUUGGUCUCCUAAAAUUUGUGCUUCCUAGUGCUGUAGCAGCCAUUGCAAUAGGAGUUUGCUUGUUCAUCAUGAUCAGGACUCGCGUUAACAAGAGGCCAAAGGAGCUGCCGCUCACUAGUUUGGAGGCAAACAACUACUACAAGCAGAUCUCCUACUUCGAAUUGGCUCGUGCCACGAAUAACUUCGACAGUGAUAACCUACUAGGAUCUGGAAGCUUUGGCAAAGUAUUCAGAGGCAUAUUGGAUGAUGAGCAAAUUGUCGCGAUAAAAGUCCUUGACAUGGAACUAGAAAGAGCCACCAUGAGCUUUGAUGUCGAGUGCCGCGCGCUUCGCAUGGCUCGACAUCGAAACUUGGUCAGGAUACUCACCACUUGCUCGAAUCUGGACUUCAAGGCACUAGUGCUCCAAUACAUGCCAAAUGGGAGCCUAGAUGAAUGGUUAUUCUCCAGUAACCGUCGUGAGCUAGGACUGGUCCAAAGGGUGAGCAUCAUGUCAGAUGUGGCUCUCGCCAUGGCUUACCUUCACCAUGAGCACUUUGAGGUAGUCCUGCAUUGUGACCUCAAGCCAAGCAACGUGCUGCUUGAUGAAGAUAUGACGGCUUGUGUAGCCGACUUCGGUAUCGCAAGGCUACUGCUGGGAGAGGAUACUUCCAUAUUUUCCAGGAACAUGCAUGGAACAAUUGGUUACAUGGCACCAGAGUACGCCUCGACCGGCAAAGCGUCAAGGAAGAGCGACGUGUUCAGCUACGGGGUAAUGCUUCUCGAAGUCAUGACCGGGAAGAAACCCACCGACGCCAUGUUCAACGGAGAAGAAGUAAGCCUCAGGGAGUGGGUGAGCCAAGCUUUCCCAUCGAGACUUGCCCAUGUCGUGGAUCAUGGCAUCCUUCUUCUAGACGGGGAGGCAGCAAGUAGUGGAGAUAUCCAACAUGCUGAUUGGUCAUCAUCUGGGGAAGAAUCUUCCAACGGCUGGAGCUGCAUAGAGCAGGUUGUGGACUUGGGUUUACAGUGCUCGCGGGACUCGCCUGAGGAGAGGUUGGCAAUGAAGGACGUGGCUGCUAAGCUUGCACGGAUCAAGGAGUGUUUGUCAUCCUCGAGAUGAUUUUCUGCACCUGAAGGCAACUGAUUCUGCAGCUGACUAGCUGAGUUGGGAAUGGUGUAGAUCUUGACGUCUCUAGAUUUAGUGCUUUGUUCAGAUAGAUGACUUCAAAGUCUUUAUGAUUUCAGAAGUUACUUCUUUUUAAAAUUUUUGAAAAUACUUCUUGUUUAAUUUCAGAGUUUACUUCUUCAGAUUUGCUA
Setaria italica (foxtail millet) is the source of this 1472-nucleotide messenger RNA. Its product is annotated as receptor kinase-like protein Xa21. The record is from RefSeq and is a predicted model, not a curated record. Gene Ontology annotation, biological process: protein phosphorylation. The coding region runs from base 79 to 1275 and encodes 398 amino acids. The transcript has 2 exons. NCBI's taxonomy places the organism in Eukaryota, Viridiplantae, Streptophyta, Magnoliopsida, Poales, Poaceae. Gene Ontology annotation, molecular function: protein kinase activity; ATP binding.